AUGGAUGAAGCAAACCAGACAACAGUUAAGGAGUAUAUUUUGCUUGGGUUAUCUGAGCACCACAACCUGGAGAUGGUCCUGUUUGUGCUUUGCCUGGGUGUCUACUCUGUGAAUGUGCUGGGGAACUCCCUCCUCAUAGGACUGAACAUGCUGGAUCCCCAUCUGCACAGCCCUAUGUACUUCUUCCUCAGCAACCUCUCUGUCAUGGACAUCCUUGGCACAUCCUCCUUUGUGCCAUUCAUGUUGGUCAACUUCCUAGAAGUCCAGAGGACCAUCUCCUUUCCAGGCUGUGCUCUACAGAUGUACCUGACACUGGCAUUGGGAACCACAGAGUGCCUGCUCCUGGCCGUCAUGGCCUAUGACCGUUACGUGGCUAUUUGCCAGCCACUAAGGUAUUCAGAGCUCAUGAGUCGGCCAACAUGUGUGCAAAUGGCAGUGAUGAGUUGGGGAACAGGCUUCAGUAAUUCACUGCUUCAGUCCAUUCUGGCCUGGCGCCUCCCCUUCUGUGGCCACAAUGUCAUCAACCAUUUCUUCUGUGAAAUCUUGGCAGUGGUGAAACUGGCCUGUGGGGACAUAUCCCUCAGUGCAUUCACCUUAAUGGUGGCCACAGUUUUCCUGACACUGACUCCACUCCUGUUCAUCUUCCUGUCCUACAUUUUCAUCCUUGCUGCCAUCCUUAGAGUACCUUCUGCUGCAGGCCGCCGCAAAGCUUUCUCCACUUGCUCAGCCCACUUGACAGUAGUGGUGAUUUUCUAUGGCACCAUCUCCUUCAUGUACUUUAAGCCCAAUGCCAAGGACCCUGACUUGGAUAAGAUUAUUACAUUGUUCUAUGGGAUUGUGACCCCCUCACUGAAUCCUAUCAUCUACAGUCUAAGGAAUUCAGAGGUGAAAGCUGCUGCAAUAGCCCUCUUUAAGGGAGAUCUGCUUUCCAGGAAAAUGUCUCACUUUUACUGCUGCACUCCAUCCCCAUAG
Messenger RNA from Elephantulus edwardii (Cape elephant shrew), 972 nucleotides. RefSeq names its product putative olfactory receptor ENSP00000348552-like. Gene Ontology annotation, biological process: G protein-coupled receptor signaling pathway. The transcript has a single exon. Gene Ontology annotation, molecular function: G protein-coupled receptor activity; olfactory receptor activity. The record is from RefSeq and is a predicted model, not a curated record. Lineage: Eukaryota; Metazoa; Chordata; Mammalia; Macroscelidea; Macroscelididae. Bases 1 to 972 code for a protein of 323 amino acids. Gene Ontology annotation, cellular component: membrane.